Messenger RNA from Dicentrarchus labrax (European seabass), 3485 nucleotides. RefSeq names its product peroxisomal membrane protein PMP34 (gene slc25a17l). NCBI's taxonomy places the organism in Eukaryota, Metazoa, Chordata, Actinopteri, Moronidae. Gene Ontology annotation, cellular component: peroxisomal membrane. The coding region runs from base 242 to 1189 and encodes 315 amino acids. The transcript is spliced from 9 exons. The record is from RefSeq and is a predicted model, not a curated record. Gene Ontology annotation, molecular function: ADP transmembrane transporter activity; ATP transmembrane transporter activity; coenzyme A transmembrane transporter activity.
AGAAGAAGAAGCGGUGAAGCCGGCUCCACCAAUGAAUGCCGACUGGGAGGAAACAUUGCCUUUUCUCUUUCUGGUCGCAUUUAAGCUUGUAAAAAGCAUGAAGUCGUAGCUGUGAAUGUUUAUUUAACUCCCUUAAACUGUUUUCUAGUUAUAAAAAAAGACUAGCUAUCUCCCCUCGGGUCGCUCCGCGGUUGGUUCCCGGUGUUUGGGCUGUGUGGUCGGACCGGGAGACUCUGCAGAGAUGUCCGACAACGGUGGCUCGGCUGUCGGCCUCCUGUCUUACGAGACUCUGGUUCAUGCUGUGGCAGGUGCAAUGGGGAGUGUGACUGCUAUGACCGUCUUCUUCCCUUUGGACACGGCCAAAAGCAGACUGCAGGUGGAUGAGAAGCGAAAGGCUAAGUCUACCCCCAUCAUCCUGGCUGAGAUAGCAAAGGAAGAAGGCCUUCAGUCUCUGUACAGGGGCUGGUUACCAGUCAUCUCCAGCCUCUGCUGCUCCAACUUUGUCUACUUCUACACCUUCAACACACUGAAGAAGCUAAUGGCAUCCGGUCCAGGCACGUCCAGACCCGGCAAAGACCUGCUCAUGGGGGUCGUAUCAGGGGUGGUGAAUGUGAUCCUGACCACUCCCAUGUGGGUGGUGAAUACUCGAUUGAAGCUGCAGGGAGCAAAGUUCAGAAACGAAGACCUCCAGCAGACCCAGUACAGGGGCAUAUUUGAUGCUUUCUCACAGAUUAUUGCCAAUGAGGGCGUGGGAACUCUGUGGAACGGCACUCUGCCCUCUCUCAUCCUCGUCCUCAACCCGGCAGUACAGUUCAUGUUUUAUGAGGCCAUGAAGAGGAGGGCAGGGAAAGGAGGAAAGAGGAUAUCCUCAGCAGAGAUCUUUCUCAUUGGAGCCAUUGCCAAGGCCAUCGCUACCACUGCAACAUAUCCUCUUCAGACAGUUCAGGCCAUCCUGAGGUUCGGCCAGUACAAAGGUGAUGGCAAAGGCGGCGUGAUCGGAAGCCUCUCGAACAUUUUCUCCCUGCUCGUGGAUCGAAUCAAGAGGUAUGGCGUUCUCGGCCUGUACAAAGGCCUGGAGGCCAAGCUGCUACAGACAGUGCUGACGGCUGCCCUCAUGUUUGUGGUGUAUGAGAAGAUCACUGCUGCUACCUUCAAAGUCAUGGGCCUGAACAAGAAACUGAAGCAGUGAACACACGGCCAGCUGGAAACAGUACAAGUAUUAGAUCCCCACGCUUGCCGAAAACAUACACCACAACCAGGGAUAGGUGUAAUACUUUUAAUACACUCUUUCUUAACCUUUAACUGGUUCCAUUUGUGCAGACUGGCCUUAAUUUAUUCCACUGGUGAGCCUCUGGUGAUCUUACAGGAGCUGAAUUGAGUUUGAUUCUCGAGGUAAAGGGACGCAAAUUAGUGUCACUAACUCCAAUAAGUUAUGAGAAUGUGUUUGUCCUUUGAUUUGGCUGUAUUCAAAAAAAUCUUCUGAUGUAAGUAGUUUAUUAAAUGCAGAGCUAAAGUGGCCCCAAUCGUAAUUUAUUUAACCUUUUUGAGGCUAAAUUAAUCAUUGUGAACAUUGAAUCAUAUCUUAGCAUAAAAUAAAAGUAAAAAACACCAGCUGAGAUUUUAAAAGUAGUUUGGAAAAACUUGUAAAAGGAGAGCUUAGGACAAAGUCUGGAAACGGCUAGCCUGGUCUUUUCGAAAGGCGACUAAAUCUGCCUACCAGCACUUCUAAAUCCCAGUUCAGACCAAAAAUUCACGACGAGUGGAAAAUCUUUGUGCUAAGCUAAGGUAGCUUCAUAUUUAAGUGUUACAGAUAUGAGAGCAGUGACUAUAACAUAACCCAAUGUCAAUAAAGUUUUUCUGAUUCUCAUCUAAAUCUUGGCAAGAAAGUGAAUAAGCCUGUUUCCCAAAAUAUCCGACUGUUUUUAAUGUGAGGGGGUUUGUUGCAAAUAAUGAGACCAAUAAGGCACCUAGCUACUGAGGAUUGCCUUGAUCUAAGCUACUGGACCAGGCUUCACAUACUGUCUUAUGUUUUAACUGUGAAUUUAACUCAGUUUGAUAGAAACCUCAUGAAAUUCCUGCCAGAUAAAUGUUUUUAAUGCACUGAUUUGAGAUUAUUACACACAAAUUAGAAGUUAUAAGAGCAGUGAAAGGGAGAGAAGUGCAGAUCUCCCAUUCAUAUUUAUAGACUUGUGUGUAAAAUGUUUGUAAAAGAAACUUUUCCAGCUCAUAAAGGCUUUAAUUUUAACAUUCAUAAUAUAUUAAGUAAAAAUGAAUGUAAUAUAAACAGGAAUGAGAGUACUUAAGCCUACACAGUUACAUGUGUACAAAUACUGCAGUAGGUGCUAAAUUAUAUCACAAAACUGUACUAUGAACUGAGCUUUAAUGACUGUUGAUGAUUUACACAAACCCAUUAUGCACUUAACUGUCUGCUGCCUUCUUCAUGAUUGUAUUGGUCAGUAUGAACAUUUUAUCACGCAGGUGUCUUCCUUUAUUUACCUCAGCGUCCUGCUUUAUGUAGGGUAGUCGGAGCUCGCAGUAAUUUACCGCGUUUGUUAAUCACAGUGCUCUUUCUCUGAUUGGGUGAUCGGAUUUUUUUCAUUUUAAAAAUUUAAAAGUUGAUUUACUUCUUUUGUUGGUGUUAUAACUGGUUGUUAAAUCUGUUUAUGUGAGUUUUAAUCAUUACAAAAGGUGUUGCACUCAGUUUUACUUUGUAAAAUAACAUUUAAAGAGUUCAUCACCUUCCUGUGUAUGAAACUGUGCCAGUGGUGUAGCCUAGCUGCAAAUAGUGAUGCUGUCCUGACCUGUGCUGACUCACACACCUCCUGUCCUCAGGUACACCAUACACACAUGUGUCAGCAGACUGUAUAACUAUAAAAUGUAGCUUUCACUUCUGUUUUGUGCUUUAAAAGUAAGAAACUGUCUGUUCACACAUCAGCAAUUUCAUAACCCUACAAUAAGUCAUUGAGGUGCAGGCCAAGGUGUUUAUGGAGGUAAAAGUAGCAAAGAAUGAGGUAAUAAAUGUCUAAAUGUGGACUACCAGAAAAUAAAUGGUAAUAUCUGAGGACAGCAGGUGUGGAAAAGCAAAACAACACGAAAGAAAAUGUCCCAGGAGGAAGAAAUGAGUUUUAUUUAAUAGUAAAGAAGGAACCCAAACAUGAAUGUGUCACUAUUAGUUAUAAAACAGAUACUGGACUACACUGUGGAUGUUAAUUGUUAACUGUCUUCUUCAUAACUGUUUUUUUCUUUUCUGCCAAUGACAGAACUUGACAUUGCUGAAAUAUUUUGUCUUUACAGUUUACAUGAACAUAUUUUGUAACUGAUGCAAUACUUACUUGAAGUCAUCUUCACUUAUUUACAUUAUGAUUUUUUAAAAACAUAUAUUCUUUUCUAAUUUUGUCUCAAUUAAGCAUUAACAUACCACUGUUUUGGUGUCUAAAUUAUUGUUAUAACAUUAUAAUAAUAAUAAUAAAGUUUGAGAAACAAUA